UUGAUCCCUAUCAAAAAUAUACAAUCAUUUCAAACUUCAUAAAAUUAGUACGUGCCACACAUAUCAAAGAUGACAACACGAGAAAUAUUGACAAUUCAAUUGGGACACUACUCUAAUUUUGUUGGCACGCAUUGGUGGAAUAUACAGGAAUCAUCUUUUUCUUACGAUUCGGAUCAAUCUUCUGAAAUCAAUCACGAUGUACUGUACAGGGAAGGAGAAAAUUCAAAGGUUGAAACGUUUAAUAUACAUAAUUUAAAACAGACGACAUUUACACCACGGCUUCUGCUAAUUGAUCUUAAAGGUAGCACAGGGCACCUUAAUGAGCGUGGUGAUUUGUAUGACUCUGCAGAAGAUUCUUUGAUCCCACCUGUUGAAUUGUGGGAUCCUGAUAAUUAUGAAGUUACAACUGAACCAACAAUACCAAAAGUUCCAUUUAUACAAAGCUUGGAGCAAACGUUCGCAAAUACUGAGCCCAAAGACUUCAAUUUUGAAAGUGAUGUUACAGUUUGGGCUGAUUAUUUGGUUCCAAGAUUUCACCCAAGGACUGUAAAUAUCAUACAAGAAUACCAGCAUGAAUCUGUUGACCAACCUUUUAAUGUGUAUCAGUAUGGGCAUAAUCUGUGGCAAUCAGAUCAAUUUCAAGACGAUUUUACAAAUAAAAUUAGAGCCUAUGCCGAAGAAAGUGACCUUAUGCAAGGCUUUCAAAUAAUUUUUGAUUCUACCAAUGGAUUCUCUGGCCUUGGCUCUGCCUGCAUAGAAUAUUUACAAGACGAAUUUGGCAAAAGCACGAUUGCAUUUCCAGUUAUUGAUGGAAGAAGUUCAGAAAGAUCAAUAAAUGAUUUAGUUAAAGUUUUAAAUAUUGCUUUAUGCUACCAGAGCAUUGGAGAGCACUCGUCGUUAUUCAGCCCACUUUGUACCAGUCAAACUGGUUGGCCUCAAAAAGGAACUCAUCGUCAGUUUACAAAUCUAACUUAUAAGUCAGACUUAGAUUUCCACAGCAGCUCGCUACUUGCAACUGCAUUGGACACCAUUACUUUACGAUAUCGACAAAAAAAAUACCCGAAUUCCGCAAUGUCAGAUUUAUGCGCAGAUCUAAACAAACUUGGUAGAAAAGCCACUGCUACAAGCUUGAGCCUUCCAUUCCCCAUGUCUGUUGAUAGAGAUCUGAUAGACAUUUUGGAUGAACAGCAGGGGACCCUCUGGACCAGUUUAACACCGAACUGCGAAAUAUCGAUGGAUAAAAGUAUGCAAAGCCUAGUACUCAGGGGUAUAAAAGAAGAAAGACUCAAACAGCAACCACACAAUGCAAAAGAACAGCAAAAAAAAGCAGCUUACCGCUGUUCUAGUAUCCAUGAAAUGAUGAGUCUUUACCUUGCAUGCUCUUGUCAUGCUACCGCUACAUAUCUAACUGACGUUAGAACACCAUUGACGAUCAGGGAACCGUAUCCAAAUAUUUUUAACAACAACGUUUGUCAAAAUGGAGAUAUCUCACCAUGGCCAGUUAAUGAAGAAAUCAAAACCGUUUCUGUGAUGGCUGGUCUCCACAGUGGAGCUGGACUUUCGCAGAUGUUUGAUUCUCUUCACUCUCAAGCGAGUCGAAUAAAAAAUAUCAAUAAACUAAAAGCUUUCAAAGAUUCUGGCUUAGAGCAGGAUGAAUUUACAGAAUGUUUGAAUCAACUGCUCACUUACAAAGAAGCUUACGAAGAUCAUUAUGAAUAGUUAAUUAAACAUAGCUGAAAUUUAUUCAUUCGAAUUUUCAGAGAGUUGUUAAGUUAUUGAUCAGUGCUAAUAUUAGUUAUGUGAUAUUAAUCAUACAACCGAUAUUUGUAAAAUUUCUAUGAUGUUCAGUUAUUGGUAUUUUUUUUGAUACAAAUAAAAAUGAAAGUUCU
Messenger RNA from Athalia rosae (coleseed sawfly), 1889 nucleotides. RefSeq names its product protein misato (gene mst). NCBI's taxonomy places the organism in Eukaryota, Metazoa, Arthropoda, Insecta, Hymenoptera, Athaliidae. The record is from RefSeq and is a predicted model, not a curated record. Gene Ontology annotation, cellular component: cytoplasm. The transcript has 5 exons. Gene Ontology annotation, biological process: mitochondrion distribution. The coding region runs from base 70 to 1719 and encodes 549 amino acids.